Lutra lutra (Eurasian river otter) is the source of this 1523-nucleotide messenger RNA. RefSeq lists its product as uncharacterized. NCBI's taxonomy places the organism in Eukaryota, Metazoa, Chordata, Mammalia, Carnivora, Mustelidae. The record is from RefSeq and is a predicted model, not a curated record. The transcript has a single exon. Bases 190 to 1356 code for a protein of 388 amino acids.
AACAGAGAUGGAAUUCCUUGGCAUGACCCCAAAGCCAAUAAGUAAAACCACUGGAUAUACAGAGAGCACUCCAAGGCCCUAUCCUCAAGCACUAGAAUUUGCGGAGGUGAUCUCCGAGGAAAGACUGCAAAGGGAAGAAUCAGAGCACUGACUACAGAGUCAUUACAUCAUGUCCCAGAAUCUUCAGAGAUGACACCAAGGCUAAGAUAUCCAGUUCCUGAAUCUGUGGGUUCAACCUCUAAGCAAUGGCUUCAAAGGGAGGAAUCUUUAGAUUUGUCCCCAAGGCAAACAGGUCAAGCUAUAGGACAUGCAGAAUCUGUAGAGCUCACAUCUGAGACACGGCAGCAAGGGGAUGGACCAAUGGGGCUGACACAGUCACAGAAUCAAAGUAUGAAAUAUUCACAGAUAGCUCCAGGACUACAGGGUCAAAUUACAGAGCUUAUGAGGAUCAGUCCAAAGCCACAAGAUCAAGUCACAGGAUCUACAAAGACACAGCUUCAAGCUGCUCACCCAAUAGGAAUAACCUCAAUAGGCCCCCCAAAAGUUGUUGAAUAUGUGAAAGUGACACCUGGGCCACCACUUCAGGUUGUAAAGUCUGUAGCAUUAACAACAGGGGGAACCUCUCAAAUGGUAGACUAUGUUGAACUGACUCCAAAAGUACAAGAUGUGAGACCUUCUGAGUUUACCUCAGGGCUGUGGUUGCAAAGUGUAAAAUCAAAGGAAUUAACCACAGAGCCAACACACCAGAUUUUGGAUAUAAUGAAGUUGACAGGCUUUCAAAUUGUAAAGACUGUGUUAAUCCCACGGCCACCACUUCAAAUUGUAAAAUCUGAGGAAUUAGCACCACUACCAAUUCCUCAGAUUGCAGAACCAAUAGAAGUUUCCUUAGGAUCAGCUACUGAAGUAAUGGAUUGUUUGGACUUCUUCCCAAGGCCACAUCUUCAAGAAAUGGUAGAACCUGUAGAACUAACUCUGAGGCCAAAUACCGAAGAGAAAUCUUCAGAAUCACUCUCACAGCCAGCAUUUUCUUUGGAGGAAUCUACAGUGUUCACUCAUGAACAAGGGCUUCAGGCCAUGAAAGGAAUGGGGAUAAAAACAGGGCUUCCUCAAAUCAUGGAAUGUGAGGAUUUGAAUCUAGUACAGGUAUAUCAGAAUAGGGAAUCUGAGGAUUUUAUGUCAAGAGAGGAGUUACAAAUAGGGAAUUAUUUCUCUAGAUUUCUACAGAACUCUUCAAACUCGCUCAUCUCAAGCUCUGUCGAAGCACCUGAAUUAGGAAGCCUUUGUGAUCUGGAGAUGCCAGAAGUGUCAAGGGCCUUGGAUAUAAAAAAACUUUGGGACAGAUAUUUUGCAGUCUGAAGAAUACUUUAUAGACCCUACUAUGAUACAAACUUCAACCCUUCCCUUGUCCCUUCACAAUCAACCCUCUGAUGAGGUAGCUAACAUUGUAGAAAUCCCACAUUUUGAGAUCCCAGGAGUGGGUGUCCUAUCUAAGAGGACUGAUAAGGAGCAGGUGGAGAAGCUAG